Funneliformis caledonium is the source of this 1206-nucleotide messenger RNA. NCBI's taxonomy places the organism in Eukaryota, Fungi, Glomeromycota, Glomeromycetes, Glomerales, Glomeraceae. The record is from the annotation of a GenBank genome assembly.
AUGGUUGCAAAAAAAUCUAAAAAUACUGAAUUUAAUAUUUAUUCAAAUCGAUCUUCACCUGAAAUAGAAUUUAUUAAUAAUAACAUUGCGACUGGUUCUAAUACAAAACCAAAAAAAGCUCCAAUAUCCAUUACUCAAGAUGAUGAUUUUUUUAAUAUAUUAAAUUCUUCAGAUAAAGAAUUUGAAACAGACAAUGAAUCUAUAUUUUCUGACAAUAAUGUUGAUUUCGAUGAAACAAUAUCAAAUUAUGAAACAAUUGAAGACUCUAAUUCUGAUAAAAAUAUUUCAAAAUACAACGAAUUAGAAGAUCAAAAUUCACCUAACAAAAAAUCAAAUGAAGAUUAUUUAUACACUAAUUAUAAUCCUAUUGAUAUUGAUCACAAUCCUCUGAUUUUUAAUUCAAAUGAAGUAACAAAAUGGGAAUUACUUCAUUCUUUUAAUGAUGUGACAUUUGCUGAUUUUCCCUCAACUCUAUACCGUGGUGAUCGAUUAAUUGGGAUCGAAAAUUGUGAAUGUAAUGAAUUGAUUACCAAGAUGAUACGAACUUCUAAAGGAAAGUACCUGGUUAAGCCAAUUAAAGUUUAUCCAUAUCAUUCAAUAAUUCGUCAAUUAGGAGUAUUUUUAUCAAAACCAGGGAUGGAAGAUUUAAUAGAAUCAUGUUUUGAUCGUGAUAUUGAGGAUGAUAUAUUUGCUGAUAUAUAUGAAGGAAGAGUAUGGAAAGAAUUUACUGAAAACACCUUUGUUAUUGGAAUUAUACCUGGUCCACAUGAGCCUGAUGUAAAUGAAAUCCAUCAGUAUAUUAAACCUUUAGUUGAUGAAUUUCUCCAAUUAUGGACUGGUCAAGUUAUCAAAACUCCUAAUUAUCCAUUUGGUCGAAUAUAUCGUGUAGCCUUAAUAAUGAUUUCAUGUGAUACUCCUAUCAGAGGAUUUUCUAGUCAUUCUUCUAAAAGAGGAUGUUAUAGAUGUGAUCAUACUUUUCCUAUGAUUCAGAAUAGAAAUACAAGUAAAUGGAAACCAGAUUUUGGUAAUUUCAAUUUUAAUCUUCCACAGCGUUCUAGAGAGAAGCAUCUGAAUAUUGCUUAUGAAUAUAAAAAUGCAAGUUCUUCGAUAAGUAACCAAAUAUUUAGUGAACAUGAUAUAGGUCGUAUACCUCUUAAAAUAGCAUCAAGAUUUGCUGGAUUUACGGCAGAUCAAUGGAAAUCAUGA